Molecule: messenger RNA, 1839 nt
Organism: Grosmannia clavigera kw1407
Lineage: Eukaryota; Fungi; Ascomycota; Sordariomycetes; Ophiostomatales; Ophiostomataceae
Product: succinate dehydrogenase cytochrome b560 subunit
Exons: 4
Coding region: 1-1839 (612 amino acids)
Biological process (GO): tricarboxylic acid cycle; mitochondrial electron transport, succinate to ubiquinone
Cellular component (GO): membrane
Molecular function (GO): succinate dehydrogenase activity; electron transfer activity
Source: RefSeq, a predicted model, not a curated record
AUGGUAUACCCCUACAGCUAUCCGACGCAGCCGACUCCAGUAUAUCAAUAUGCCCCUGGCCAUGGGUCAACGUCGACGGGACACGGCGUACGGCAGCACCAGACGACAGCGAGCACGACCUAUCCCUUGGUCUACUCGACGCCAUCAGCUCCACUGUAUUAUCCCCGAGUGCCUGCAGGCCCGAUGCCUGCUCUACCGCCGUAUACCUACUAUCCACAGCACGUGUCGAGCGGUAUGUAUGGUCCAGCAGCGCCACCUCACUAUCAGCAACAGAGCGGUGGGGGUGUCUUCAACCGCUGGCCCGGCGCUCCCGAGGAGGAAGAGGUCAGAGCAGAGGACAGGACUCGGAGGCGGUCUCGCCGGGGCCACCGGAGCCGACAGGAACGCGGCCACCGCAGCCACAGCCCAUCCAGAUCGGGUGGCAGCAACAGCUACUACGACAGUCGGGACGGUGGCUACGCGAACGAAAAUGAAGGCGAGGACGACGACGUCGUUUUCCGUCUGCAUGAUGACGUCUUUUACGACGAGGACGAUGAAGAGCAUGUGGAUACGCGUCUUCGAGCCCACAAUCUGGCUGUAGCCGGACGCGAGGAGGUUGCCUACGGCCGGGGGGACAACGACGACGAUGACGACGAGGCGGACGAUGUCGGCGAGCUGGUGCGCGAGGUGGCCGUGCAUCCGGGAGGCUCAGGGCGGGUGGUUCUGCACGUGGAUAGCGAGCCGCCGCGGCUGACGAGUUUCCGGGUGUCAGCGCGGCGAAUGCGCAGCGAGGCACGGUCGUGGACGCAGGUGUGCCAUCGCGGGACCAAUGCGUGUGACACGACGGUGGCCGACGAGACAGCCGUGGCCGGCAUGUAUUGGCUGCUGCGGGUGUUGCACGAUGAGCCGGAAGUCAGGGCUGAUGGUGCGAGCGGACAUCAAGACCAUCACGCCUACGAGGCCCGGCUGCACAACCUUGUCGUCCAGGGAGCUGUGCCGGUUCCACGCGAGCUGCCGGCACGCGUGUUGGCAUAUGUCGUCAUGUUUGGGCAGCAGCUUGGCGCACUGGGACGGCCGGGAUCGAUGGGGGGUGGCGGACGGCCCAGCAGCCGUCUCCGGACUCAGUCGGAAGCGUGGCUCUGGGCUAUUAUGAGCCGACGACGGGACCGACACGUGCUGGAUGCGUCAGCUGUGGACGACUGGCCGUUUCUGCUGUACGCUUCGCGCUCGCUGGAUAACCAGGAUUUAGUGCGGCGUUGUCUGCAGAUGCUGACGUGGGAUCGACAACGGAACGAUUGGCUGACGAUGAAUGCCCAACGGGUCGGCGUGAUGGCGCUUCGACGGGCUGCUGCGAAACCGUCGGUGUUUUCUCCCCAGGUUGCCCGUGCUCUGGCACUGCGGGCGGUGCAGACGAGAUCCUUCACGACGGAGAAGCUCACGCCUGAGCAGGCCAACGCGCUGCUGGCAUCGCAACGGCUGCAGCGGCCGGUGUCGCCGCACCUCGACAUCUACGACAAGAGGCAGAUCUACUUCGGCGCGUCGAUCCUGCAUCGCUUCACCGGCCUGACCUACGCCGGCCUGCUCUACGGCGGCUCGCUGGCCUACCUGGCCGCCCCGUUGCUCGGCUGGCACCUCGAGUCGCAGAGCCUGGUGACCUUUGCCGCUGGCCUGCCGCUGGCUCUCAAGGGCGUCGCCAAGUUCGCCCUCGCCUGGCCCCUGGCCUUCCACUUCUUCAACGGCGCCCGCCACCUGGUCUGGGACGCCGCGGUCGGCUUCUCCAAGGCCGAGAUCGCCAAGGGCACCACCGCCAUCUGGGUGCUCAGCGUCGUCUCCAGCCUCGGCUUGGCGUUCUUGUGGUAG